AGUUUCGACGUCGGACCCUCCAUCCUCGGCCGCCCCCUACCGCUGCCAGAGCUGGCGUCUGAAGACGAGCCCCAGGCGAAGCGUCAAAAAUCCGUCGACCCGCCAAGCAAACAGAGCAUCGCCGACAAGGUUGCAGCCGGCGCCUACGCCUCCCUCGACGACAUCGCAGCCGACCUUUCCUCCGCCGUCAAAUCCUCACUAUCCGAGAUGGAAUCGGGCUCUUCGGAUUCCGGCGCGAGAGCCGUCACCCUCAAGGCAGCCGCGCAGAUCAACGAGUUCUGGGACAGAGCAACGGACCUUCUCCGCCGCGAAAAGGCGUACCCGAAGACGCGACUGGAGCCUGCGCAUGGAGAGGUCGAGUCGCAUACGGCGUCUGAGAAGAGCGAAGUAGUUCUAUCGCUCGUCGGCUAUGCGCCCCAGGAGAGACGCCUGUUCUCCAGCUUACCGCUGGCCAAGGACGUCGACUUGUCCGACGUGAGCCUCCCGCCGGGCGUGUCCAUCACCCGAAUCAUCCCCUCCAACACCCAAGACCGCACGCAAACCCUUGGCGAGCUGUUUGCUCCGCCGCGUCCUCUCCCGCCUCUCCAACCGCCCAAGCAGCCCAAGACACAGGCCAAGGGCAAUCGGUUGGACUUCUACCACCCCCACCUGGCCGACGGCUCCAGGUAUCGAGGCAACUCGUACUUUAACACAAAACUCUCCACCGGCUACUAUCUAGAUUACAGCCAGGCGACGCCUUCUUGGCAGACCAAGACUAAGCAGCACGAACGCGCGCAAAGUCUCGCCGGUCGAAAGCCCUCUCUUUCCGAGAUUGAGAUGUCGGAGAUGGAGACCCUGUUCCGGGGCGCUUUUUCCACGUUUGCACCGUGCAAAGAUGACGCCGCUGCGGUAGUGCCGUCCAGCGUCGCCGGCCGUAUCUGGUGGCAGCGCAGUGGCAAGCAGAGCUUCCAGAGAAUGAUCGAGGUGGAAUACUAUGGCGACCUCCAGACCCCAGACCCCGUCGACGCAGCCCAGCCGGUGGAGCUGGACGAAACAGCCGUGCAAGAGGCCAUUGACAACUGGGACGACACCGUCAUUGACCCAUCUCUCGAGGACGUCAUGGGGUCCAAGCACGACGAGCAGGACAAGGAGGCCGACGAGAUCCUCGACGAGGUCAGCGAUCUGAUCGAGACGCUGGCCUCUUACCAGCGCAUCCGCAACCUAACACUACCCAACUCGCAGAACCGCCAGUCCAGCGACCCGGUGACCGGCGACAUGCUGGCCAAUGCCGGGCCGCAGCCGUCGGAAGAAGAAUUCGCCACCUACCAGAUGCUCAAGGCUCAGCUGGCCCUCAUCAUCAAGACGCUACCGCCCUACGCAGUGGCCAAGCUGAACGGCGACCAGCUGGACGAUCUCCUCAUAAGCACAAAGAUCAUGGUCCACACCGACCAAUACAAGGGAACCAUGGAUGAAGACGAGGCGGCGGUGCAGGCUCGCAUCAAAGCGCAGCAGCAGGCUGCCCAGGCGGCGCAAGCCAAUGUCCGACCUCCGCCGCAACGGACCCCCAGCGUGUCCGCCGUGCCGUAUCCCAACCAGUAUGCGGCGGCGGCGGCGGUGAACCAGUACGGCACGCCGAGCCGGGCCGUGCCCCCUCAGCCCCAGCAGUACUAUCGCCCUUCGCCGGCUCCCAACUACCAGCAGCCUCGCAACCUGGGCCCGCCGGCUCCCCAUCAGCCCAGGCCGCCGCAGCCGAACCAGUACACUCGUACCAACGGCUAUCCCAAUCAGUACGCCACCCAGCUUGCCAAAGCGCAGACCCCGUACGGCCAUCAGAGCUUGCCGCAGCAGUAUGCAACCCAGCAGCGGCCAAACUACGGGCAGAUGCCGCCGCAAGGUACACCGAACGCCCGAUACACCUUCCAGCCAAGUUACCAGCACCAGCACCAGCACCAGCACCAGCACCAGCACCCGCACCCGCAUCCGCACCAGCCAGGCGCGCCGGCGCCCCCCAACUAUGGCGCCUACGCCAACAGCCCAGCCGCGAUCCCGGCCAGGACAAUGUCCCCUCAGGUGGGGAACCGGCAAACAUUCAGCCCUUCGCCUGCUCUGCAGCAGAAUCCGGGGUACUCGGCUCCAACCCCGACCAUGGCCAGUCAGAUGAACCGAUUCCCGAGCGGCUCCAGCCAGACGGGGGCCCACGGCCAGAGUCCCGGCCUGACUGGAUAUCACACGGUCAUCCCCGAGGCUCAGCAGCAGCGGAUCCUGGAUCAGGCCAAGGCCCGUGUGGCAGCGCAGGAGAGAUCGGCCAUGUUUACCGACAGGCUGUCGCAGUCCGGCGUCUCGGGCUUAGGAGGCAUGGGACUGGGGGUUAGCGUGGACGGCGGUCGACUCGCGGCGGCCCGGGCGAGCAUGGCGAACCAGAAUAAACCGCAGACGCCCACUCCCUCAAAGCCCGGCGUGAACGGGACAGCGGGGACAGGACAUGUCCCGUACAAGGUGACGCCCGUACCCGUUCCUGUUAUUCCCACUCUACAGCGCAAGCCGACUUCAUGA
This is a messenger RNA of Trichoderma reesei QM6a, 2532 nucleotides long. RefSeq lists its product as uncharacterized. NCBI's taxonomy places the organism in Eukaryota, Fungi, Ascomycota, Sordariomycetes, Hypocreales, Hypocreaceae. The annotation marks the transcript as partial. The record is from RefSeq and is a predicted model, not a curated record. The transcript has a single exon.